UUUGCUCACGUGCGGUUGUGUCGUACAUUUACGAAACACAACCCAUGAGAAAUAUAGUGUAGUUUUUUAAUUAUUAAAAAACCAAAAAAAAGUAUAAAAUUUAAAUUAAAUAAUAAAAAAAAAAAAAGGAAAAAUUGAUAAAACUUGAAAAAAAAAAAAAUAUUACAAUUAAAUAUCUACACGCAAAUCCGUAUUACAACAACAACAAUCGUCGUCGUCGCCGUCGCCCAGUGAAGUCGGUAAUUCGAAGAGAGAAAAAACUCAGUUUACAAAAAAAAUGGCUUCUUUAUACGUCGGAGACCUUCACAACGACGUCACCGAAGCAAUGCUGUUCGAGAAGUUCAGCACGGUCGGCGCGGUCUUGUCCAUCCGCGUGUGCCGCGACAUGAUCACCCGCAGAUCGUUGGGUUACGCCUAUGUCAACUUCCAAAACAUGGCGGACGCUGAGCGUGCAUUGGAUACCAUGAACUUUGACAUACUUAAAGGGCGCCCAAUGAGAAUCAUGUGGUCACAGAGAGAUCCUUCAUUGAGAAAAUCUGGUGUCGGCAACGUGUUCAUCAAGAACUUGGAUAGAAGUAUCGACAACAAAGCCAUGUACGACACGUUCUCUGCUUUUGGCAAUAUAUUGAGCUGUAAAGUCGCUCAAGACGAGACUGGCCAAUCGAAAGGCUAUGGAUUUGUCCAUUUUGAAAUGGAACAAUCGGCAACUCAAUCAAUUGAAAAAGUUAACGGCAUGUUGCUCAACGGAAAGAAAGUGUUUGUGGGUCGUUUUGUCGGCAGAAAAGACCGCGAAAAGGAAUUGGGCCAAAAAGCUAAAUUGUACACCAAUGUUUACAUCAAGAACUUGGAUGAAAACGUCAACGAUGAGAAAUUAUUCGAUAUGUUCAAAGCCUUUGGUACCAUCACUAGCUACAAAGUCAUGUUUAGAGAAGACGGCUCGUCCAGAGGUUUUGGAUUUGUGGCCUUUGAAGAUCCAGAGGAAGCCGAAAAAGCUGUUAUCGAAUAUCACGGCAAAGAAAGUCCAGAAGGAAAGACUUACUACGUAGGCCGAGCUCAAAAGAAAGCGGAACGUCAGACAGAGCUGAAACGCAAGUUUGAACAGUACAAGAUAGAACGUAUGAAUAGAUACCAAGGCGUUAACUUGUAUGUGAAAAACCUGGACGAUACCAUUGAUGAUGAGCGGCUACGUAAAGAAUUCAGCGUUUUCGGAACCAUUACAAGUGCUAAAGUUAUGAUGGACGAUGGUCGUAGCAAAGGCUUUGGAUUUGUAUGUUUCUCGUCGCCGGAAGAAGCUACUAAAGCAGUCACCGAUAUGAACGGCCGUAUUGUCGGUACCAAACCGUUGUACGUUGCAUUGGCUCAGCGCAAAGAAGACCGUAAAGCCCAUCUGGACUCUCAAUACUUGCAGCGCAACACCAAUAUCCGUAUGCAGUCCAUCGGUCCGAUUUAUCAACCCGGUGGCUCGAGUGGUUACUUUGUGCCGACAAUUCCACAACCACAACGUUUCUACGGGCCCACUCAAAUGACUCAGAUUCGUCCACAACCAAGAUGGGCUGCACAACCUCAAGUCAGAGCCGGCGCUCCUCAAGCAGCCGCUGCAGGUUAUCCCAACAUGGCCACACAAUACAGAAACAUUGGCGCACGAGCUCCAGUUCCCGCCGGUCAACAAGCGGCCAUGGCCAGAAACACAAUGGUGGACAGAAAUGCCAGACCAAUCAGCACGGCUCAACAACAAAUGCCCGGUGCUGUCCCGGCCGGAGGAGUACGCGUUCCCGGAGCCCGAGGUACCGGCGCCGGAUACAAGUACACGGCCAACAUGCGCAAUCCACCGGGACAAGCCCAAGGCAUGGGACAAGCGCAGCCAGGCCAGCCGCCUGCACCUGUACAAGCUGCUGUGCACGUUCACGGACAAGAGCCGCUUACGGCUACUAUGUUGGCCACUGCUCAGCCUGAAGACCAGAAACAAAUGUUGGGUGAACGAUUGUUCCCGCUUAUCCAGCGUAUGUAUCCCGACUUGACCGGUAAAAUCACUGGAAUGUUGUUGGAGAUCGACAACUCGGAUUUGCUUCACAUGUUGGAACAUCACGAGUCUUUGAAGAGCAAAGUCGAAGAGGCCGUCGCCGUGCUUCAAGCUCAUCAAGCGCAACAAACUGGUGUGAAAAAAGAAUAGAAUGUGUGCGACGCUCGAAAAAAAAAACCAUCAUCAUUCUUUACAUAAAUAUUUUAAGUUUUUAGGGUUUUUUUUCAUAAAAAAAAUUUAUAUUAAAAAAAAAAAAAAGGAAAAUUAGGAUUUUUAUAACGAGUAAAAAAAAAAAUUAACGCAUUGAAAAAAAAAAAUAUAUUUUAAUUCUAAAAUUUGAAAUAAUACGAAAAAAAAAGAAACAAAAAAAUGGAAAAAUUAAGAUAAUGUAAAAAAAAAAAAAAAAAAAAGUACAUAUUAUAUAACUACCUAAAAAGCCAGCCUCUACACUCAUGUUGGAUUUCACAUAGCAGUAAAUAACCGGGAAAAUCGAGUAAAUACGAUGGCAGGUUUCAAAAAUCAGUAGUUGGGUCACAAAACAUUUACGCAGUUUUCCGUAUUUGAAAUUAAACUGAAUUUGUAAUUGACAAAUAUUUAAUUGUUUUCGUGGGAGUAUAUUCUGUUAAAGUUUCGUGUUUAAAUAUAAUUAAAUUUUUUUGGUUUUUGUUUAAUAAACAACUCUCGUACUGCCCGCCAAUAAAAUUGGGACUAUUUUCGAACCAGGUAAUAAUCAUGUACAGUUAUAUGCUGUUGUGUACUGUACCUACUACUGUUAAUUUUUCCGUUGUAAUAAUUUUUUUUUUUUUAUUAACGCAACAAAUAGUAUAUUAGUAUUUCAUUGGUCGAUAUUAUUAUAUAAUAUAUUGUAUGUAUUGUAUUUAAAAAAAAUAAAUCCGUUCUAUAAUAUAAUUAUAAUGAACUUUACACGAUAUAUAA
Molecule: messenger RNA, 2956 nt
Organism: Adelges cooleyi (spruce gall adelgid)
Lineage: Eukaryota; Metazoa; Arthropoda; Insecta; Hemiptera; Adelgidae
Gene: pAbp
Product: polyadenylate-binding protein 4-like
Exons: 8
Coding region: 278-2170 (630 amino acids)
Cellular component (GO): cytosol; cytoplasmic stress granule; nucleus
Molecular function (GO): poly(U) RNA binding; mRNA 3'-UTR binding; poly(A) binding
Source: RefSeq, a predicted model, not a curated record